This is a messenger RNA of Cylicocyclus nassatus, 337 nucleotides long. The record is from the annotation of a GenBank genome assembly. NCBI's taxonomy places the organism in Eukaryota, Metazoa, Nematoda, Chromadorea, Rhabditida, Strongylidae.
AUGUCCGGUGGAAGCGGUGUUCCUCUGUCGGAUCGGCUAAACACCAUCCUGACGGGCAGCUACGACCAACAUAUACACUUAUUCGAUUUGAGGAAAACUAAGGAGCCUUUGCGGAUCGAGGAGACAGCUGGAGGUGUUUGGUACAUAGAAGAUGUUCAAACACAUGAAAAUCGUCAUGUAGCUGCUUGCAUGUAUGGUGGAUGGGCAAUCCUUGAUGAAAAAUAUAACAUAUGACAAUCAGAUGAGAAAGCUGGGAAGGAACUUUUGUACGGUGUAACAAUGGCUAGCGAACAUUUGGUGGUUUAUACAACUUUCAACGACUAUAGGGUCACUGCCA